GGAGCCGCCGAAGCGAUAGACUGCAAUUAUUGCCGAUCGCGCGGCAUGAAAAUUUAACUAAAUUAUUGUUAAUUUAUACAGCGUUCCCGUCCAACUGACAUUUAUCUACGGCUGUCACAAAAAUCGCAAUCAAAUUCUGUUGAACAGAUCGUCAAGAGGAGAUCGAAUCGAUUGGUUCGUUCGUUCGUUCAGUUAAGCAACGGCAGUGCUUGAGGCAAGAAGGCAUUUCGCAGUGGAACGAACGCCAAACGGAAAAUAUUUGAAAAUAUUUUAAAAGUCGCAACUAAUUGAAUUAUUUAUAGAAAAAAUAUCAGCAGCUGAUAUUUAAGUGUUUCUGUUGUGUUGUGUUAACCAGCAAAAUGACUACGAAAUUCACAAUUAAUGGACAGCCGUACACGGUGAAUCUCACCAAUCUCCCCCCGGACAUCACUCUGAACACCUUCAUACGGGAGCAUGCCCAGCUGACGGCCACGAAGUUCAUGUGCCAGGAAGGCGGAUGUGGAGCCUGUGUGUGCGUGGUGCGCAACGCAACCCGCAGCUGGGCCGUCAAUUCGUGCCUCACGCUGCUGAAUACCUGCGCCCAGCUGGAGAUCGUCACUGCCGAGGGGUUGGGCAACCAGCGCACCGGCUACAAUCCCAUUCAGAAGCGUCUGGCCAAGAUGAAUGGCACCCAGUGCGGCUACUGCUCGCCGGGAUUCGUGAUGAACAUGUACGGGCUGCUGGAGCAGCACCAGGGCCAGGUGAGCAUGGCCCAAGUGGAGAACGCCUUCGGAGGCAACAUCUGCCGCUGCACCGGCUACCGCCCCAUACUGGAUGCCAUGAAGUCCUUUGCGGUGGACAGCGACAUUGCGGUGCCCGCGGAGUGUGCGGACAUCGAGGAUCUGAACCUGGAGGCGCGCAACUGUCCCAGGACGGGGGAGCCCUGCAGCGGCAGCUGCCACCGUUCCACUUUGCUCUACGAGGACGGCAGCCAGUGGCACUGGCCGAAGACCCUGACGGAGCUGUUCGAGGCGCUGGACAAGAUCGGAGAGGCAGACCAAUUCAUGCUGGUGGCUGGCAACACGGCGCACGGUGUCUACAGGCGAUCGACGGACAUUAAGCACUUCGUUGAUGUGGCUGGGGUGGAGGAGCUGCAUGGGCACAGCACUGAGGGGCAGCAGCUGAAGCUGGGAGCGAACCUCAGUCUGACCCAGACCAUGGACAUCCUUCGCACGACGUCCAAGCAGCCGGGCUUCGAGUAUCUGGAGGUGCUGUGGAACCACUUGGACCUCAUUGCGAAUGUCCCCGUGCGGAAUUCGGGAACCUUGGCUGGAAACAUUUCGAUCAAGAAACAACAUCCCGAGUUCCCCUCGGAUGUCUUUCUCUCCCUUGAGGCUUUGGAUGCCAAGGUUCUGGCCAUGAAGAGCGCCACCGAAGAGCAGACCCUCUCCCUGGGGGAUUACUUGAGUGAUUCCAACAGGAAACUGGUCAUCAAGGCAUUCCUGCUGCCCGCCUAUCCCAAGGAUAAGUUUAUAUACGACUCCUACAAGAUCAUGCCUCGUGCCCAGAAUGCCCACGCCUAUGUCAAUGCUGCUUUUCUGCUCGAGUUGGACAGCGGUGCGAAGGUGAAGAGUGCCAGGAUUUGCUUUGGCGGCAUUCGACCCGACUUCGUGCACGCCACUGCCAUCGAGCAGCUGAUGGUGGGCCACAGUCCCUACGAGAGUGGACUCAUAGAGCAGACCUUCGACACGCUUCCCAGCCAGUUCAAUCCGGACGAGGUGCUGCCCGACGCCAGUCCCGCCUACCGCUCCAAAUUGGCUUGCGGAUUGCUCUACAAGUUUCUGCUGAAGCAUGCCCCGAACGCGGAGGUCGCGGAUAACUUCAAGAGCGGCGGUCAGAUCCUUGAGCGUCCAUUAUCGUCGGGUGUGCAGGUGUACGAGACCCAGAAGCAGAACUAUCCCGUAACACAGGCCGUGCAGAAGGUGGAGGGCAUGAUCCAGUGCUCGGGGGAAGCGACCUACAUGAACGAUGUGCUGACCGCGUCCAACACCGUGUACUGCGCCUUCGUGGGCGCGACCAAGGUGGGAGCCACCAUCGAUGCCAUUGAUGCCAAAGAGGCGCUGCAGCAGCCUGGGGUGAUUGCCUUCUACAGUGCCAAGGAUAUACCGGGAACAAACACCUUCUGCGAGCCAAGCUUUGGCUACCAGGCGGAGGAGAUCUUCUGCUCCGGCAUGGUGCGGCACUCGGAACAACCUGCGGGUGUAAUGGUAGCCCUCACUGCCGAUCAGGCUCAGCGCGCUGCAAAGCUGGUGAAGAUCACCUACUCUAAGGCGAACGCGGACUUCCAGUUGAUGCCCAGCAUCGAGGAUGUCUUUGCCGGCGACUCUCCGGAUCCUUCACGCAUCAUUGCUGUGGCCAAAUCGGAGCUGAACGAGGUGACAUUCUCCGACACUCCCGACGUGGAAGUCAGAGGCAUAUUCCAGAUGGGCCUGCAGUAUCACUUCACCAUGGAGCCCCAAACGACGGUGGUCAUUCCCUUUGAGGACGGCCUGAAGGUCUUCUCGGCUACGCAGUGGAUGGACCACACGCAGGCUGUCAUCGCCCACAUGCUGCAGCUGAAGGCCAAGGAUGUGCAGCUACAGGUGCGUCGCUUGGGCGGUGGCUAUGUGUGCAAGAUAACCCGCGGCAACCAGCUGGCCUGCGCCGCUUCUUUGGCUGCCCAUAAGCUGAAUCGUCCUGUGCGCUUUGUGCAGUCUCUGGAGUCGAUGAUGGACUGCAAUGGCAAGCGCUGGGCCUGUCGCUCCGACUAUCAGUGCCACGUGAAGGCCAACGGCAAGAUUGUUGGCUUGUCGAACGAUUUCUACGAGGAUGCUGGCUGGGUGAACAACGAGAGUCCCAUCGAGGGCCACUCGACACUGACGGCCACCAAUUGCUACGACUUCACUGGCGUCAACUUCAAGAACAAUGGCAACGCGGUGAUGACAGAUGCGCCCAGCUCCACUUGGUGUCGGGCACCGGGCUCGGUGGAGGGCAUUGCCAUGAUGGAGAACAUCAUUGAGCAUGUGGCCUUCGAGGUGCAAGGCGAUCCGGCAGCCGUGCGACUGUUCAACAUAGCUGCCACAAACAAAAUGUCGGAGCUGUUGCCGCAGUUCCUGGCGUCGCGGGAGUACCACGCCAGGAAGCAGCAGAUCGAGGAGCACAAUGCCAAGAACCGCUGGCUGAAGCGCGGCCUGGGCCUGGCCGUAAUGGACUAUCCCAUUUUCUACUUUGGCCAGUAUCCCGCCACGGUGGCCAUCUACCAUGUGGAUGGCACUGUUGUGGUCACCCACGGAGGCAUUGAAAUGGGUCAAGGAAUGAACACCAAGGUGGCUCAGGUGGCUGCCUAUACGCUGGGCAUCGAUUUGGGUUUCAUCAAGGUGGAAUCUUCGGACACCAUCAAUGGGGCCAACUCGAUGGUCACUGGCGGGGCCGUGGGCAGCGAGAGUCUCUGCUUUGCCGUGCGCAAAGCCUGCGAGACCCUCAACGGCCGCCUGCAGCCGGUGAAGAAGAGCGGCGACAGCUGGGUGCAGACCGUGGAGGCUGCCUAUGCCAAGUCCAUCAAUCUGAUUGCCUCCGAUCACUACAAAGCGGGGGACAUGGAGAACUACCACGUGUACGGCAUGGCGCUCACCGAAAUCGAGCUGGAUGUGCUCACCGGCAACAAUCAAAUCAAGCGCGUGGACAUCCUGGAGGAUGCUGGCGAGAGUCUCAGUCCGUUCAUCGAUAUUGGGCAGGUGGAGGGCGCCUUUGUCAUGUGCCUGGGCUACUGGCUCAGCGAACUGCUGAUCUACGAUCGCGAAACGGGCCGCCUGCUGACGAACCGCUCGUGGAACUACAAGCCGCCCGGCGCCAAGGAUAUACCCAUUGAUUUUCGCAUUGAAUUGGCCCAGAAACCCAAUGCCAAUGGGCCCGGUUUUAUGCGCUCCAAGGCCACUGGGGAGCCGCCCUGUUGCCUGGCCGUGAGUGUGGUGUUUGCCCUGCAGCAGGCCCUGCAAUCGGCCAGACAGGAUGCGGGCCUGCCGCGCGAGUGGGUGCGUCUGGGCGCACCCUCGACGCCGGAGACUUUGGUGCUGAAUGCGGGACAUGAGGCGACCAGCUUUCGGCUCAAGUAGUUUCUAAUUUUGAAUGGGUUUUCCUUUGUUUUUCUCUUUUCCACAUUUACUUCAAAUAUAUUUACUAUGCAUUGUACCCCAAAGGGUACCCCAUUGUUA
This is a messenger RNA of Drosophila obscura, 4229 nucleotides long. It is a transcript of the gene AOX3, whose product is annotated as indole-3-acetaldehyde oxidase. The record is from RefSeq and is a predicted model, not a curated record. Lineage: Eukaryota; Metazoa; Arthropoda; Insecta; Diptera; Drosophilidae. The transcript has 7 exons. Gene Ontology annotation, molecular function: 2 iron, 2 sulfur cluster binding; FAD binding; oxidoreductase activity. Bases 360 to 4130 code for a protein of 1256 amino acids.